AUGUCAUCAUCCUACAAGACGAAGCUGGAUCGAAAGCUAAACAGUUACACACCACUUGAACCCACGGACAAAACCAGAGACUUCCUCCGUGACUUUUUCGAAGUCCUUCCUCCUGACGGAAGGCAAAAUCUGGCGGAGGAAGUUUCAGAAUGCGCAGAUAAGAAGCUUCGGCAACUAUUCCAAAGCAUCAGAACCGGUUUAUUGAUUCCUUUGAAAGCACAGGGUGGCAAAACACCCGCUGAAUUGACUCCUGAAGAACCAAGCGGAUAUCUCAAGUGCCUAGACACAAGCUCUCAGUCGCAACUCCCACACAACUUUUUAGAAAGAGAUGGCAACAAAUGUGUUGCAACGGGGCAUUACCGUCACCGUCACGCUCCUCCACCGAACGCGAUGACGAACUAUAUUGAAGCAGCCCACAUUAUUCUGGGAUCUAAAAUCAAGGCGAGGUGUGGGCGAGGUAGUGAAAGACAGAGAUGCAAACAUUUGGGUUAA
Penicillium daleae is the source of this 492-nucleotide messenger RNA. RefSeq lists its product as uncharacterized. The record is from RefSeq and is a predicted model, not a curated record. The transcript has 3 exons. The coding region runs from base 1 to 492 and encodes 163 amino acids. Lineage: Eukaryota; Fungi; Ascomycota; Eurotiomycetes; Eurotiales; Aspergillaceae.